UGCCAACGCGGACCUCUGUUCUGAGAGCUGUGCUGUGGGAGGAGGACUGUUCUGCUGCCAGAGAGCUGCCAUCAGAAAUCGGCCAUGAUGCUGCUGAGUUCACUGGCGUACCUGUACUUCCUGGGUACCGCUGCUCUUGCCGUCCCUGCUCAGGAGAAGCGGGUCCAUCACCAGCCUGGUCUGAGUGACCACGUCCAUGACGAUAGUCAGAACUACCAGUACGACCAUGAGGCCUUCCUGGGAAAAGAGGAAGCCAAAACAUUCGACCAGCUGACCCCCGAGGAGAGCAAAGACCGACUGGCGAAGAUCGUGGACCGGAUCGACACGGACAAGGACGGCUACGUCACCCACCCAGAGCUGCACCAGUGGAUCAAACACAGGCAGAGGAGGUACAUCGAGGAGAACGUCAACAAGCACUGGAAGGACUACGACCAGAACCGGGACGACAAGAUCGCCUGGGAGGAGUACAAGAACACCACCUACGGCUACUACCUGGGUGAGGAGUUCAGCGACAUUGAGGACAAAGACACGUAUAAGUCCAUGCUGGCCCGGGACGAGCGACGCUUCAAGGCGGCCGACAAAGACCGUGACGGCAUCGCCACGCGCGAGGAGUUUACUGCCUUCCUGCAUCCUGAGGAGUUCGACUAUAUGAAGGAUGUAGUGGUGCAGGAAACUAUGGAGGACAUUGAUAAGGACGGUGACGGAAAGGUCAACCUCCAUGAGUAUAUUGGUGACAUGUACACACCGGAGGACGGCGAGUCGGAGCCUGACUGGGUCCAGACUGAGAGGAAACACUUUGGAGAGUUCAGAGACGUCAACAAGGACGGCUACCUGGAUGCUAACGAAGUUGCCCAGUGGGUUCUACCAGGAGAGGUGGACCAUGCUGACAACGAGGCCAAGCAUCUGAUCCACGAGACCGACACAAACAAGGACGAGAAAAUCACCAAGAAGGAAAUUCUGGCCAAUUGGAACAUGUUUGUGGGCAGCCAGGCGACCAAUUAUGGUGAAGAUUUAACAAAGAAACAUGACGAACUUUGAUGAAGUGUCCUUUGGAAGUUUGGGGCUGGGGAAAUGGGGUGGGUUAGACUGGGUUCACUUAAGUCUCUAAAGUUUUGACUCUUCAUAAUGCGACAGACAGUCUUGGUGUAACCAUGACCCCUUUAUUCAUGAAUGGAAGGUUUGCAACCAGAGAUGCACUGAGGAAUCAGCAGAUAUGAGCAGUAACCUGCUGGUCACCCUCAAAAAUCCUUCUUUUUUCCUCUGAUCAGGGAUUGAACUUUGCUAAGCACUACCAGGUCUCGCUGAUGCUCUUUGUUGUGGAUGUAGUUACUGAGAGAAGACUCAAGUGAAAAACGGGUGAAAUCUGUCUCUGCAUUCUGAUUGGUGCAUCUCUGCUUGUAGCUUCCAGACGCGUGCUACAGGAAGCAGUCACAUACUGUGUAUGUCAGGGUGGUAAUGCUGAGAAAGAGGCCGUCCUUUCUGGGUUUUUAGACUUUUUUUUUUAUUCACUUGGGUUAUCAGAUUAUCACACAAUACACCAAGGCUGUAAUGUUAGGUAUGGAUUCGAGUGGAUUCUAAUAGGAAACAGUGUUCAGAAGAGAGGAAAUAAUUUCUAUUAAAAUGUGACUUUAACAAGUUUAGCCAUCAAAAAGGUAGAAAUUGGGGGGAGAAAGAGGUCAAGGAUGGACUGUUACAGACUUUUUAUAGUUUGACAAUUAAAGUCUUUUUGUACAAAUGUUGUUUGUGGUGUUUAUGCUGUAUUGCAUGGUUUUUUUGUUUUACUUUAAUUACUCAGUAAAAGCUCAUCAAACUGUGAA
Messenger RNA from Poeciliopsis prolifica (blackstripe livebearer), 1817 nucleotides. RefSeq names its product reticulocalbin 3, EF-hand calcium binding domain (gene rcn3). The transcript is spliced from 8 exons. Gene Ontology annotation, cellular component: endoplasmic reticulum. Bases 85 to 1038 code for a protein of 317 amino acids. The record is from RefSeq and is a predicted model, not a curated record. Lineage: Eukaryota; Metazoa; Chordata; Actinopteri; Cyprinodontiformes; Poeciliidae. Gene Ontology annotation, molecular function: calcium ion binding.